Hemicordylus capensis (graceful crag lizard) is the source of this 953-nucleotide messenger RNA. It is a transcript of the gene GP1BA, whose product is annotated as glycoprotein Ib platelet subunit alpha. Gene Ontology annotation, cellular component: plasma membrane. The transcript has 2 exons. Gene Ontology annotation, molecular function: protein binding. The annotation marks the transcript as partial. NCBI's taxonomy places the organism in Eukaryota, Metazoa, Chordata, Lepidosauria, Squamata, Cordylidae. The record is from RefSeq and is a predicted model, not a curated record.
CAGUUGCAGCCUGGGCUGUGGGUUGGAUCCGAGGGGCCAAAGGCACAAGCUGUGAGUGGAGUCAGGAGUUGCUGGGGAACAAGAUGCUGCCGUGCCCCACGGGCCCUCGCCUCCUGCCUCUCCUGCCUCUCCUGGCCCUGGCAGGGGCUGUGAACCUCACGGGGCUCUGCGAAUCAGAGAUGAACGCGGUCAAGGACCUGCUGCAGGUGAGCUGCGAGGGGAAGGGGCUCUCCAGUGUCCCACAAGGGCUGCCCCCGGACACUGGCCUCUUGCUGCUGGCCUCCAACUGCCUGGCCCGCGUCUCCAUGGCCUCCUUCCAGCACCUGAAGAACCUGACGGAGCUGGACCUGUCUAACAACAGCCUGGUGGCCCUGCAGACCGGCGCCCCCCUGCCCUGCCUCCAGCAGCUGGCUCUCUCCCACAACGCCCUGGAGCGCCUGCCCGCCCUGGAGGGCCUGCCUGGGCUCGUCCGCCUGGCCCUGGGCCACAACGCCCUCUCCCAGCUGCCCGAGGGGGCCUUCCGGGGCCUGGCCACGCUGCAGGAGCUGGAGCUCCAGGGGAACCGGCUCCGGAGGCUGCCCCCAGGAGCCUUCCAGGGCCUGGCCAAGCUCAAGGACCUGGACCUGUCGGACAACCUGCUGGAGGAGCUGCCGGGGAAGCUGCUGGCGGGGCUGGCGGGGCUGGAGAUCCUGCGGCUGGAACGGAACCAGCUCCGAGCCCUGCCGAGGGGCUUCUUCCCGAGGGAUCUGAUCCUGAUCUACGCCUACCUGGAAGGGAACCCCUGGCUCUGCGACUGCCAGCUGGAGUACUUGCGGGACUGGAUCGUGGAGAACGAGCUCAGCAUCUACACGCGCCAGCCGGGCGAAACGAAGGAGAUCACGGAGAACGACCCCGAGAGUGUGCGGUGCCAGGCGCCCCCCAAGGAAAAGGGGGGCCCCGUCAUGCUCUUCCAG